Messenger RNA from Wasmannia auropunctata (little fire ant), 7331 nucleotides. RefSeq lists its product as uncharacterized. Bases 508 to 7083 code for a protein of 2191 amino acids. The transcript has 5 exons. The record is from RefSeq and is a predicted model, not a curated record. Gene Ontology annotation, cellular component: extracellular region. NCBI's taxonomy places the organism in Eukaryota, Metazoa, Arthropoda, Insecta, Hymenoptera, Formicidae. Gene Ontology annotation, molecular function: chitin binding.
ACAGAUCCUUUCCCAAAAAGUUCAAUUAAAUCGCUAAAUUUGUGACUUCAUUUUUUUAUUUUUAUCGAUGUCGUUGAGAUUUUACAUGUCAACAAUAAGAAAUAUGAUUGUCAUCCUGAAUAUUAUCUAAAAACAUUUCAAAGCUCCGAAUGAUAACGCGAUGUAAAUGCAUGGAAAUGUAUGUAUUGCACAUAUAAUAUUCUAUUGCACUGUCUGAAAGCAUUCCUUGGUUAUUUAUACAAUUUUGCUAAUCGAUUCUAGGAAUAUCAUUGAUGUUGAACGAUUUAAUCAGUUGUUAUCGAUAUUAUUUAAUUUUUUAAUCAACAUAAACCUUAGGACAAUCCAUUUCGAUCGCGCAUCUAGAUAUACUUUCGGGAUAUAAUACUUCUCUCAAGAUUAUUAUCAAACGAUAAGAUGAUUGAUAUAAAAAUCGAUACGUCUGUUGCAAUCGCCAGUUAUUGUAUUUUUAACUGUCGAAUGUGCGAUACGUUUUGAUAUACCAAAUUAAUGAUCGCAAUGAGAGGUGAAUUUUUAAAUAAAGACUCUAUACAAUCUUUGACAAACAUUAGGAUAGGAUACUAUGCGGUGAUCGUCGCCGCGUUGGCGAUUGGCAUUGCUGGAGCAUCUGUGAGAGAGAUUGAGUGUCCGUCCUUAGGCACCGUUAAAUUGCCUCAUCCGAGAGAUUGUACCCUAUAUUAUGUUUGUCAGGAUGGCGAGAGCACGAUGCACGAGUGUCUUGAAGGUUUGCACUUCAAUAACGCUACUAAGCAGUGUGACUGGCCGUCAGGAUGCAUCCCGAAAGAAAGCUGGCCAGAGACUCAACCGAGUAUACCCGAGGAGGAGGAAUCCGAAACAUCUGCCUGCAUCGGCACAUGUCCAACUACAGAUCCUAAGGAUAAAACGAUACAUCUGUUGUACAAAGGUGACUGCGCCAAAUUUUGCGCAUGUAGCAACGGCACUCCGAUCCUUAUGAACUGCCCAGCCGGGUUGCAUUUCGACAUAGUGAAGGGAGUCUGCAACUGGCCGUGGUUAGCCAAAUGCCAACAAUGCAAAUACUUGUCUCCAAUUUUAGCGAAUGGAUUCUUCACAAUGAAAGGCAUUUACUUAGUGGCCAUUUUAUACGUGGCCACAUUAGGCGUUAUUGCCUUCAACGAAUCACCAGUGGCUGAUAUUCCGACAAAAUGUCCCAUAGACAAUCCACGAAAUGAGACAAUUUUUAUACCCCAUGAAAGUGAUUGCACAAAAUUCUACAACUGUCUCCUGGGAGAGAAAGGGGAACCACUAGAUUGUCCUCUAAUGGAUAAAAAUGGCAAUAGAUUGCACUUCAAUCCAAAACUUCAAGUAUGCGAUUGGCCGUGGAGUGCAGGAUGUCAAGUAUCAUCAUCGACACCGACAACAUCAAUAACUACGCCAUCGAGUUCUCCGACGCCGACGACUCCGUCACCGACUACUCCGACGCCGACGACUCCGUCACCGACUACUCCAACGCCGACGACCCCGUCACCGACGACUCCGUCACCAACUACUCCAACGUCGACAACCCCGUCACCGACGACUCCGUCACCGACUACUCCGACGCCGACGACUCCGUCACCGACUACUACAACGUCGACGACCCCAUCACCGAUUACUCCGACACCGACGACUCCGUCACCGACUACUCCAACGCCAACAACCCCGUCACCGACGACCCCGUCACCGACUACUCCGACGCCGACGACUCCGACGCCGACGACCCCGUCACCGACGACUCCGUCACCAACUACUUCAACGUCGACGACCCCGUCACCGACGACUCCGUCACCGACUACUCCGACGCCGACGACCCCGUCACCGACUACUCCGACGCCGACGACUCCAUCAACGAGUUCUCCGACGACUCCGUCACUGACUUCUUGCAUAUCGGAUAACAGAAUACACAUGCUUCCCCAUAAGACUAUGUGCGAUCAUUAUUAUUCGUGUUUCAAUGGCGUGAUAGAUUCUAUCCCUCGAAAAUGCGAUCGUAAUUUAUUAUUUAAUCCAGUGCUCCGUGUAUGCGAUUAUCCAGAAAAUGUAAACUGUACUAAUAUUCCGUCGAGUACGAAUAUCGUGCCAUCAACUACCCCUUCAUUAAUCACAACGACGUCACAACCGAAUUUACGGACGACUUCGUCGCUAUUUUCUCCAAUUCCGACGAAAAAAACAGAUCCAUCUGCUUGGGAUUGCGUGUCAAGACCAGAUAAAAAACCAUACAAGGUUCCUCACGAAACUAUGUGUGAUCGCUACUAUUGGUGUGUUGACGGCAUAAAAGGUACGGAAUCAAUAAAAUGCGAAAGCUUUUUCUUAUUCAAUCCAGAUAUUGGUCAAUGUGAUUACCCGGAAAAUGUAGACUGCAGUGGCAGAAUUACUCCGUCACGAGGUACACCAACAACACCGUCUACGAAAAACACUCCAACAAUACCAACUACAACAGAAUCUCCAACAAUAACGCCUACGAAAGAAAUUCCAACACCGACUACAACAGAAUCCCCAACAAUACCGACUACAACAGAAUCCUCAACAACACCAACUACAACGGAAACUCCAACAACACCGACUACAACAGAAUCCCCAACAACACCAAAAGACAACAAACCUCGUGAGAAAUGUCCUCCAAAGGGAUCAACGGAGAAAGCGCGGAUUGCUCACCCAUGUCUAUGCAAUCAAUAUUACGAAUGCGUAAACGGUGAAAAGAUAUUAGAAACAUGUCCAUUCGGCAAGCAUUUUGAUUACGUGAGAGAAGUUUGCGACUGGGCCGCAAUAGUAAAGUGUAUUCGACCGAUUCCAACCUUUGACAUUUUAACCUUCGACAUUCCAAAUGAUGACUAUAAUAUUACAUGCGCUCCAGAGGAUAGAGCGUUUCAGCACGAGACCGACUGUACUGCCUAUUAUUUGUGCUCCAACGGUGAGAAAAUUUUGAAAUACUGUUUGGAGGGACUUCAUUUCAACAUGACCAUCCAGACAUGCGAUUAUCCGCAAAAGCGUUGUGAUUUAAACAGAUCUUCGCCGAUAAUCGAUCAUUCUUGCCCUUCUUCAGAUUCCGUAGAAAAAGUAUUUUUGCCUCACGAAUGUGACUGCAAACAAUAUUACGAAUGCGUUGAUGGAAAGCGAGUUCUUCGAUCCUGUCCAAAUAAUUUAUAUUUUGAUCGCGUUUGGCAAAUUUGCAACGAUCCGAUUGAGGCCAAAUGUAAUACUGAUAAAGCCUCGACAACGCCUAAAACAGUAUCGUCAACGCCUACGGAAGCUACCGAUAAACCUCGCAUAACGUGUCCUCUCAAAGGUUCAAAUAAAACUUUACGGUUUCCUCAUCCAUGCUUAUGUAAUAAAUAUUACGAGUGCGUGGAAGGCGACAAGGUAUUACAAACGUGCCCGAUCGACAUGUACUAUGAUGACGCAAAAGAAGUUUGCGAUUGGACCGCCAAAGUGACAUGCGUCCAGUCAUUUCCAUCUCACGAUAUCCGGACUGGUGAUUACGAUAAUAAAUGCUCUCCGGACGGCAGAGCGUUUCGGCACAAAGUUAGCUGCACCGAGUAUUAUUUAUGCUCCAAGGGUGAAAAAGUUUUAAAAUUCUGCAUGGAAGGACUUCAUUUCAAUGUUAGUAUACAGAUGUGCGAUUUUCCGCAUAAAGAAUGUGAUCUACCUACACCUCCACCGACUAUCGCUCCAGGAAUUUGCCCUCUCGUAGGCUCCGUACUGUUGCCUCAUGAAUGUGAAUGCGCGCAAUAUUACGAGUGUAUUGACGGAAAACAGAUUCUUCGAGAAUGUUCAGACGAUUUACACUACGAUUACGUUCGUCAAAUUUGCAACGAGCCGAGUAAAGCUAAAUGCAAUCUCACACCGACGGGUCUCAUCUCAACAUGGGCCCCUAACACUCCUGAUUCAGAUGAAUGUUACGACGAGAAUAUCGAAAUGUCUCACGAAUACGACUGCGGGUCCUACUAUAAAUGUAGCAACGGCAAGAAGAUCUUGAAGACCUGUCCUAGAAAUUUAUACUUUAAUCCGAAACUUCGAGUCUGCGAUUAUCCGGAGAACGUCGCCUGCGGCGCUGGAUCUGCGAAUACACCCAGUAUACGAACACCAACCAAGUGCAGCACAACGACAGGGAGCACUAAAAUUCCUCACGAGACUGACUGCAAUCUGUAUUACGUCUGCGAGGAUGGAAUCAGUACACUUAAAAAAUGUGACACUCCAGAACUCGUUUUCAAUUCUAUUCUAAAAGUCUGCGAUUUUCCAGAGAAUUAUAUCUGUAAUAUGACACGCGCAAAGAAUGAUAUUGAAGAUAUCGAUAAGACAAUAAUGCAAAACCUCGAUCCACCUACCUGUAUCGGUACCUGUCCUGAGGAAGAUCCCGAGUACGCAGUGUUACUUCCAAACGACGACUGCAAAAAAUUCUGUAUGUGCAGCAAUGGCAUAGCGUAUGUUCAAUCGUGUCCUGAGCCUCUCUAUUUCGAUUCCGUUCAGAAGAUCUGUAAACAGAAAAAGAAUGCCGUUUGUGGAGUACGCUCGUAUAAUCAAAAUAACGCUUUGAUGAAUGAUAGAAUGGACGACAACGACACAACUCUAAGUGAAAAUGAAGAUGAAACGUAUGAUAAUCUCGAUCCAUCUACAUGUAUUGGUACUUGUCCUGAGGAGGAUCCGGAGUACGCAGUGUUACUUCCGAACGAUGACUGCAAGAAGUUCUGUAUGUGCAGCAAUGGCAUAGCGUAUGUUCAAUCAUGUCCUGAACCUCUCUAUUUCGAUUCUGUUCUGAAAAUCUGUACAGGAAAGAAGGCUGCUGUUUGUGGAGUACGCUCGUAUAAUCAAGGCAACGCUGUGACGAUUGAUAGAAUGGACGACAAUGACAAUUCGAUAAAAACUCUGAGUGAAAAUGAAGACGGAACAUAUGACAAUUUGGACCCAUCUACUUGUAUCGGUACUUGUCCUGAGGAAGAUCCGGAGUACGCAGUGCUACUUCCAAACGAAGAUUGCAAGAAGUUUUGUCUGUGCAGCAACGGCUUGGCGUACGUCCAGCCAUGUCCUGAGCCACUUUACUUUGAUUCUGUAGACAAAGUCUGCAAGCGAAAGAAGGAUGCCGUCUGUGCGAUACGCUCGUUCCGUCGCUCACUGAUGGCCGAUAGAAUAUUCGACGAAGACGAUUCGAUGGUAUCUCUGAGCGAAGAAAACUAUAACGAACGUGGCAUGUAUAAAAAUCCUUGGUACAGACGGCGUUUCUAUAAUGUUGAUCCAUCUACAUGCAUCGGCAUUUGUCCUGAUGAAGAUUUCGGAUAUGCAGUGUUACUUCCGCACCAGGAUUGUAGAAAAUUCUGCAUAUGCAGCAGAGGUUUGGCAUACGUCCAACUGUGCCCUGAGCCACUUUACUUUCAUUCGAUGGAAAGAGUCUGCAGACGCAGAAGACACGUCGUUUGUGCAAUAGAUUCACACAACCGAAAUCAUGUAAUCACGAUUAACAGAGAGGAUGACGAGGACGAUUCGAUCGACGAUUCGGAAUUUCAAAGCGAGGAGAUUAACAAUAAACAUGGAAGACAUAACUACUUAUGGUUUAAACCACACUACUAUAAUUUCAAUCCGUCUACUUGCAUCGGUAUCUGUUCUGAGAAUGACUUCGAACAUGCGGUGUUACAUCCAAACAAGGAUUGCAAGAAAUUUUGCUUAUGCAACAACGGUAUGAUGUGGGUACACUUGUGCCCUGAGCCUCUUUAUUUUGAUUCAAUACAUAAAAUUUGUAAACGGAAAACGGAAGCUGUUUGCGCGUUCAGUCGAAAUCAUGCUGUUAUAAUAGAUAAAGAGGUCGAUGAGAAUAGAAUAGAAUAUCUGAGCGAAGAGAAGACCGACAAACGCGAAAUAUAUAACUCUUGGUCUAAGCUUCACUCCUACAAUCUCGACACAUCUACUUGCAUAGGUACUUGUUCUGAUGAAGUCUAUGACUAUGCAGUCUUGCUUCCAAACGUGGACUGCAGAAAGUUCUGUAUAUGUAGCAGCGGUCUGGCAUGGGUCCAGCCAUGUCCUGAGUCAUUUUACUUUGAUUCUGUAGAUAAAAUCUGCAAAUUGAAGAGGAGUGCCAUUUGCCAUUUAAAUCUAUUCAAUAAAAAUCGACCUUUUACGUUCAAAGCGAUCAAAAAUAAUUUUAUAACACCUCUGAACAAAGAGAAAUAUCACUCCCGUAAAAAACGUGAUAAUACUUGGUCUAAAUUAUAUUUCUUGACCAAUAAAUCUCUCAACAAUCUUGAUCCAUCUACUUGUAUCGGUACUUGUCCCGAGGAAGAUCCCGAGUAUGCAGUGUUACUUCCGAAUGACGACUGCAAGAAAUUCUGUAUGUGCAGCGGCGGCGUGGCAUGGGUUCAAUCGUGUCCUGAACCUCUCUAUUUUGAUUCUGUCCAGAAAAUUUGCAAACAGAAGAAGGAUGCCGUUUGUGGAGUACGCUCCUUCAAUCAAGAUAACACUUUCACAAUUGAUAAAGCGGUAGACAAUGAAAAUUCAUUGAAAUCUCCGAUUGAUGGAAACAAAAAGCGCGGAACAUAUGAUAAUCUUGAUCCAUCUACUUGUAUCGGUACUUGUCCAGAAGAAGACCCGGAGUAUGCAGUGAUACUUCCGAACGACGACUGCAAGAAAUUCUGUAUGUGCAGCGGCGGCGUGGCAUGGGUUCAAUCGUGUCCUGAACCUCUCUAUUUUGAUUCUGUCCAGAAAAUUUGCAAACAGAAGAAGGAUGCCGUUUGUGGAGUACGCUCCUUCAAUCAAGAUAACAUUUUCACAAUUGAUAAGGCGGUAGACAAUGAAAAUUCAUUGAAAUCUCCGAUUGAUGGAAACAAAAAGCGCGGAACAUAUGAUAAUCUUGAUCCAUCUACUUGUAUCGGUACUUGUCCAGAAGAAGACCCGGAGUAUGCAGUGAUACUUCCGAACGACGACUGCAAGAAAUUCUGUAUGUGCAGCGGCGGCGUGGCAUGGGUUCAAUCGUGUCCUGAACCUCUCUAUUUCGAUUCUGUCCAGAAAAUUUGCAAACAAAAGAAGGAUGCCGUUUGUGGAAUACGCCUAUUUAAUAAACAUCACGUCACCUUGGAUCAAAAAUAAUGAUUGAUAAUGAUAAAUCAGUGGUAUCCCCGAGCGAGGAACAUGAUGACGAAAACGGAAGAAUCAUUUUAAUUGAACCCAUACUUCAAUUUUAAUUUUAAUUUUUUUUGUUGAAAAAUUUUCAAAUUACUUGUAAGUCGCUAUUCACUUUUCUAUAAUUUAGUAUUUAGUAAUAUAAUAGCAUUAAAUGCAGCACAUUCUGAGAGAAAAUUCUGUUUUUCUGUAAAUAAAAAAUAACUGUUCGUCAA